CUUCUGUGGACUUUUGACAGCCAGGUAUCCCAGAAUGCAUUACGACGUGCUGGCGUAUUGCGGAUGGGUGUUGACAGACCCAUAGCAGAUGAUUGGAAGAAACCCCCCACUCCUCUCCCCAACUCCUCCAGCCAAUCAGAGAUGGAGGCGGGGUCAAGGUUGCAGCGUCUGUGGGAACAAGAAGUGUCUGCGGUUGGUCUACAGAAGGCGUCUCUGACACGAGUCCUGUUCCGUUUCCAGAGAAACCGAGUGCUGGCAAUCGUCGGUCUCUCCGUCUUCUUCAUGUUGGCUCUGUUCUGUGGCUCAGGCGUCCUGGUCCAUGAGAUCCUGAAGUACAUCAUCAAACCGGAGGCGUCCACAGUUGGGGAGGGGCUCGGUCUGUGUUUCUGUCUCCUCCUUGUGGACUUCUCCAGGAGCGGGUGUCUCGCUCUGGUCUGGGCUCUGAACCUGAGGACAGGAAUCAGACUGAAGACAGGGUUCUGUAUGCUGGGCUUCCACAAGAUCGUCACUCUGAGGACACACUGUGGACUGUCUGUGGGACAGAUGGUGAAUGUUUUGACCAGCGACAGUUACCGGCUGUACGAAGCCGUCCUGUUUGGUCCUUUCCUGCUGCCCUUCCCCAUCCUCCUCAUCGUCAGCGCCAUCUACACCUGCACCAUCCUCGACCACACCGUCCUCAUCGGCUUCGUCAUCUUACUCCUCUUCUUCCUCCUCCAGUUAGUGUCUGCGAGGCUCAUCAAUCACUUCCAGAAGAAGGCGGUUGAGAUCACUGACAGUCGAAUCCGAAUCAUCAACGAGAUCCUCACCUGCAUCAAACUCAUCAAGAUGUACGUCUGGGAGAAGUCCUUCUACGGCAAGGCCACAGACAUCAGGAAAACAGAGCAGAGGAUGUUGGCGAAAGCUUCAGUCAUCCAGAACUUCAGUGUGACCAUCAGCCCCCUCGUCCCCAUCUUCGCCAUCAUGGUCACCUUCAUCGUCCACACGCUGCUGGGUCUUCCUCUCAACACCAGCUCCGCCUUUCCUGUCGUCACCAUCUUCAACAGUAUGAGGUUUAUUCUGUCCUUGUUGCCCACGACCUUCAACAUCCUGGCUGAAGCUACUGUGUCUGUGGAUCGACUCAAGAGGUUACUGCUGACAGAGAAUCCAGACUCGUACGUUGUCCGGAACAUAUACGACAAGUCAGCCGUGGUUGUCAUGGAGAAGGCCACGCUGUCCUGGACCAAACCAGUCCACCCCCCCGACACAGAGGACAGGGACGACAUGGUGUCAAAAAACCGACCCUGUGACGUGAUGGCGACUCUGAGGAACAUCUCCUUCACCCUGAACAAGGGCCAAUUGAUGGGUGUGUGUGGAAACGUUGGCAGUGGGAAGACGUCACUGAUCUGCAGUCUGUUAGAACAGCUCCACCUGCAGCAGGGCUCAGUGGCGGUGGACGGAUCGAUUGCGUAUGUGUCCCAGCAGGCGUGGAUCUUCUACGGGACGGUGCAGGACAACAUCCUGAUGGGGGAACCUAUGGACCGAUCCAGGUACAACAGAGUCCUGCACAGCUGCAGCCUGAAGGCCGACCUGGACAUCCUGCCUCAUGGUGACCAGACAGUGCUGGGGGAGCAGGGCGUGAACCUGUCGGGGGGGCAGAAACAGAGGAUCAGUCUGGCCAGAGCUGUUUACUCCAACAAAGACCUGUACCUGCUGGACGACCCACUGUCCGCCGUCGACGCCCACGUCGGAAAACACAUCUUCGAAGAGUGUAUCAAGACGGACCUGCUGGGAAAGUCCGUCAUACUGGUCACGCACCAGUUACAGUACAUGGAGUACUAUGACAAGGUCCUGGUCCUGAAGGAUGGGGUGGUCCUUGAAGCAGGAAAUCACUUGGAGCUGAUGAGGGCGGGGCAGCACUACGCUGAGCUCAUCACCACACACCUGACGGAGCAGCGGGUCACACCUCAUAAAGAAGAGAAGAAGAAGAAGAAGAAGGAGGAGGAGAUUAAACGUCACAUGGACGGAGGGAUCAUCAACCCAGCCUUUGAUGCGUCGGACGAGGACCUGGACGCUCCGUCAGCUGACAGUAAACAAGCUGCCGAUCAGCUGAUCAAUCAGGAGAACAGCAGAGAUGGACUGAUCUCCUGGAGAACAUUUCAUCAGUACUGUAAGGCUGCUGGAGGAUACUGUGUGUGCCUCCUCAUCCUCCUCCUCUUCAUCGUGCUGAUGACAAAUGCAGCUCUGAGUUACUGGUGGCUCAGUUACUGGUUACAUCAGGGACAUGGGAGCUCCAAUGUGACGUCAUCACAGCAAGGAGACGUGACUCUGAACCCAGAGCUCCACUACUACCAGGAGAUGUUUGGCGGGAUGAUCCUCAUCCUGCUUGCCAUCUGCGUCAUCAAAUGCGUCGCUUACGACAAAGUAUCGUUCCAUGCCUCCACCACGCUGCAUAACAACCUGCUGGAGAAGGUCAUGGCCAAUGCAAUGAGCUUCUUUGACACAACUCCGUCAGGUCGCAUCCUGAACUGUUUCUCCAGGUACCAGGUGGAGGUGGACACGUUGGUGCCUCAUAACCUCAACAUCCUGCUCAUGUUCUCUCUGAUGGGGCUCUGCAUCUGCAUCAUCAACGCACUCAUCUUCCCCGUCAUGCUGCUGCCUGUGUUGAUCGCCAUCCUGUUCUUCAUUUUCAUCCUCAAGAUGUUCCUGAGAAACGUCUGUGUUUUAAAGAAGAUGGAGAACAUGAGUCGCUCUCCGUGCAUCUCUCUGUGCACCUCCGUGGUUAAAGGCCUCAGCACCAUUCACGCCUACAACAAGACACACGACUACAUCCAGCUGUUUAAAAAACUGUCGGACAUCAAUGCGAAUCACUUCUUACUGUUUAACUACUCGAUGCGUUGGCUGUGUUACCUGGUGGACUCUCUGUGUGUCGUCAUGACGCUCAUCGUCUCUCUGCUCGUCGUCCUGACCUCCAACAACUUCUGCAGCGCCCCCAUGAAAGCCCUCGCUCUGUGCUACAUCAUACAGCUGACGGUGAACUCUCAGUACUUGAUCCAGGCCAUGAUCGAGGUUCAGGCCAGAUUCAUCUCAGUGGAGCGACUGCUGGAGUACAUCACGGGCUCUGAAUCUGAGGAGUCGCAGCAGCUGCAGGUGGAUCAGGUGUCGGAGGACUGGCCUCAACACGGAGCCAUCACCUUUCUGGACUAUAAGAUGAGGUACAGACCGAACUCACCGGUUGUCCUCAACGGGCUGCAGCUCCACAUCAGAGCCGGGGAGAAGAUCGGCAUCGUGGGAAGAACCGGCUCAGGGAAGUCGUCUCUGGCGGUGGCUCUGUUCCGGCUGGUCGAACCAGCUGCAGGAAGCAUCUUGAUAGACGGUGUGGACAUCACGUCCAUCAGCCUGUCUGAUCUGCGCACCAAACUGUCCAUCAUCCCCCAGGACCCUGUGCUGUUCACUGGGACUGUCAGGAAACAGUUUGUGUCCCAGAGAGAAGCUCUGUGUGUGUCUCUUUCUCAGAGUAUUGUCCUGUUGGACGAGGCCACAGCGUCCAUUGAUGCAGAGACAGACGCUCUGCUGCAGAUCACCAUCAGGGAGGGAUUUAAGUCCUGCACCGUCCUCACCAUCGCUCACCGCAUCAACACUGUGAUGCAGGCCAACCGCAUCCUCGUCCUCAACCAGGGAGAGUUUCUGUGUCCUGAGCUGUGA
Molecule: messenger RNA, 3681 nt
Organism: Epinephelus moara (kelp grouper)
Lineage: Eukaryota; Metazoa; Chordata; Actinopteri; Perciformes; Serranidae
Product: ATP-binding cassette sub-family C member 12-like
Exons: 28
Coding region: 64-3681 (1205 amino acids)
Biological process (GO): transmembrane transport
Cellular component (GO): membrane
Molecular function (GO): ABC-type transporter activity; ATP binding; ATP hydrolysis activity
Source: RefSeq, a predicted model, not a curated record